This is a messenger RNA of Schizophyllum commune H4-8, 339 nucleotides long. RefSeq lists its product as uncharacterized. The transcript has a single exon. Lineage: Eukaryota; Fungi; Basidiomycota; Agaricomycetes; Agaricales; Schizophyllaceae. The record is from RefSeq and is a predicted model, not a curated record. The annotation marks the transcript as partial.
AAACCUCCCCGACAUGCUCUUACAUCCGACUUUGCGCCUUACGCCUCCGACUCCGCCCGACUUCACGCCCAAACGCGGCAAAAACAUUUUCUCUCCGGAUUUCGCGUUCCGCCGACCACCCCCAAGACGGCCUUCUUGCUUUCGACGUGCAGCUCCAAGCCCGACUUGAAGCCUUCGCACGAAGACCUCGGCGACUUUGGGCCUUUGGGCGACUGGUUCGAGCUUAGGACGACGAGCUCAGAACUUCGACAACGAGCUCAGGACUUCGACAACGAGCUCAGGGCUUCGACGGCGACUUUAAGCCCUCGAACGCCGAUUUCGAUUUCCCUUCGGACUUAG